AUACGGGUGAAAUUUGGAGCCGAUUAUUCGAUCACCGACCAUUCAUUCAAGGUGAAAUAACAUUUUUCCUACGCGAAUUUCAGGUAAAGAACUUUUGAGUUCUUGCUAUUAAAUACCUGCAUUUCCAUACAAAAAAAAAUAUAUAUAUAUAUGAUUAUAUAAAAAAAUCUAUAAACUACUAUCUUAAUGAAGAUUAAUUGAUCAUUAUAUGAAUAUACAUUAACAAUAUCAUCUUACAUAACCUAUAAUUCGACAACCAAAAAAAAUUUAUAGGAAAAAAGAGACGAUCGAGAAGUGGAACGACUUUUCAAGAUACUUGAAUAUUCAACAGAUUUAAAAGAAAGUCAACUCGAUCGAACAGAACAACUUGGGGAUUGUCAUUUACCUAGCUUAAAAGCAAAUGUUGAUGUUGCUCUAAGUAUGUGUGAAAGAGUUCUUCAAAAAGAACAAGAUUUUGACAGUGAUAUAGCAUUACAAACAAAUAGAGAAGCAAGGAAAGUAGAAUGGGAAAAAUUUGUUAAUGAUAUGAGUGAAAAGUGUGAAAAAGUAAAUCAAACUUUUGAAGAGAAAGAAAACGAAAUAAAAGAAUUUUACAUUGAUUUAGAAAGAAAAUUACACAUCACAUCAUAAACAUAUAAUAACUAUUUCAUUCUUAUACAAAAUAUAGCAAUAUUAUAUUAAUAUAUUUUAUGCAUAUAUUCUAAUAAUUUAUAACAUAAAAUAAUACCAGGCUUGUAUUUAAUAUAUAAAAAAAAUUUAAUAAAGUUAUUUUAUUAUUAAUAUAACAUUUAUAUUUAUAAAAUACAAAAAUGCCAGUUGAAUCAAUAGAAGAUCCUUCUAUAAAAAUCAAACCAAAUAAGAAAUUAGUAGAAUUUAUUUGCAAAAAUGUAAAGAAAACAAGUAGUACUCCAGCUGUUAUUAUUGCUUUAAAAAAAUCAACUAAAGAUAAGCAAAAAGAUAUUUUAUUAAAACUGGAUGAAUUAAAAUGGUUAAAUAAGUAUUUAGAAGAAUAUAGAACGACCAACAUGGAAAGUAUUUAUUUACAUGAGCUUUUAGAAGAAGAUGAUAUCAAAUUACCGACUCCAAAAAUUAUACCAAGAAAUCCUGAAUUGGAAGCCAGAACACAAAAAUUGAAAGCACAACAAGAUGCUAUCAAAUAUAAAGCUAUGACAAAAAAUGUAGAUACAACUACAAUGAAAUUACCAGAAGACAAUAUUUCAUAUCAAAUGAAGCAGAUAAAUAAGCAACUUAUAGCUGUUGCACAAUUUGUAUUUUCUGUGCUAGCAGGUUUUGCUUUUGGAUUUAUAGGUGUAGAGUUAAUAGUAGGAAAUUUAGAUUUUGGAUUUAGGUUGUUAUUAGGUAUAAUUUGUGCUCUGAUCAUAGCUUUGGCUGAAAUUUAUUCUUAGCAAUUAAAUUAAAUGAGGAUGUAUAUGAUACUAUUUCAACAGGAUCGGCACCUAAAAAAUUGCAUCAAGAAUAAAAUUUUAUAAAGCAUUGUUAUUAAAAUAUGUUCUUUUAAAAUUAAUAUCUUUUUGUUAACUUCUAAAGAAAUAAAACAUAGAAUUAUUAUGUGCCAAUAUAAGAUGAUAUAAACAAUAGAGUGAUGCAAUUUAAAAAAUAAACAGUAAAAAAAUUAAUACAUUUAUUUCAUAUUAUAAACCAACUAAAAUAA
This is a messenger RNA of Apis florea (little honeybee), 1672 nucleotides long. Its product is annotated as vacuolar ATPase assembly protein VMA12-like. Gene Ontology annotation, biological process: vacuolar proton-transporting V-type ATPase complex assembly. Gene Ontology annotation, cellular component: endomembrane system. The record is from RefSeq and is a predicted model, not a curated record. Lineage: Eukaryota; Metazoa; Arthropoda; Insecta; Hymenoptera; Apidae.